Molecule: messenger RNA, 1127 nt
Organism: Medioppia subpectinata
Lineage: Eukaryota; Metazoa; Arthropoda; Arachnida; Sarcoptiformes; Oppiidae
Source: the annotation of a GenBank genome assembly
UUCCCAUCGCUUACGGAAAGACAGCUCUUAAGUACAUCAAAGGCGAUGCAAAUAUGGUUUCAUUUGCCUCUGACCUCAAAACAGCUCUUAAGUACAUCAAAGGCGAUGCAAAUAUGGUUUCAUUUGCCUCUGACCUCAAAGUUACCAUUUUUGGCAGAACUGAAGACCGAAAGCUUUUAGACAUUGAGGUUGAGGGAAAGCGAGGAUUCGCUCCGAUAUCUCAUAUAAGAGAAGAACUAAUUUUGAUUAAAGAUCCUAAUAUUGUGGUCAAAAUCAACGAUACGGUUGAGGGAAAGCGAGGAUUCGCUCCGAUAUCUCAUAUAAGAGAAGAACUAAUUUUGAUUAAAGAUCCUAAUAUUGUGGUCAAAAUCAACGAUACGGUUAAGACCAAUGAGUCAAACAAUGGUCUAAACAAUGAAAAUGCAGAUUUGGAAGAGAAGAAAAGUGCCAUCGAUUUGAGUACACAAUCUUCGCCCAUAUAUUCUUCAUUGAGUGAAGAAUCGUCUGAAUUGCAAACAAAGACACCGACACGAGACCAGUACACUGUUGUCGACGGCACCUCUUUGAUGGUUGAAGAUAUGGACAUGUAUUUGGUAACGUCUCCCGUUAUACACACCCAACCCAUGACUGCCACCAAAUCGGCUACAAUUGAACUUAAUUUAGACAAUAUUACAGAAGUUAAACCAAACAAUGACUUUAACAGUAAUACAGACAAUCAAUUGGUGACCAAUCAAUCGGACAAUACAUUGCAAUCAAUGGAUAAAUUAAAUCCUUCAACAAUUUCUGCUCCAAAUGAAGACAAAAGUAUUAUUGAAAAUGAGACAAAAGAUGUCACGAAUGAGAGACAAAAUGAUGACAUCGCAGAUGAUGUCGAAAUAGUGGAUAAUAGUAGUAAAAGUGAAGUGAAAUCAGUUGAUAAUGUUAUUGAAAAUGAUAACAAAUCCAUUUUACAAGACAUUGAACCGAUUCUUAAUGAUAGCUCUAAGCCUGACGCCGACUCAUCCAAUAUUCCUCACGAUUCCAACGAUAAUAAGUUAUCAGAAACUGAUAUCUCCGAUGAAAGUUCUAAUACUAAUAGCACUGCCAUUAAAGUCGAUUCAAAACCAAACGACACUUUAGAAACUGGA